GAAAGGUACUUCCUACACAUCCUCUCCUUCACUCAAACUUUUUCCCCCCCUCUCCAUUACCGCAGUCAGGACAGUGCCGGCCACUUCUCCCGAGCGAACCUCAUAUCUCGUUCCUCGAUUCGAGCUCGGAGAGCGAUCUGUAACCAUGAACCGCGACAGCAAUAACAAGCAAGCCGUCCAGCUCAGUGGCGAGGAGAUUGCAAAGCACAACAGCAGGGAGUCUUGCUGGGUCAUCAUCCACGGGAAAGCAUACGAUGUCACAGAGUUCCUACCAGAACAUCCCGGCGGCCCCAAGAUCAUCCUCAAGUACGCCGGCAAAGAUGCAACGGAGGAAUACGAGCCCAUCCACCCGCCCGACACGCUCGACAAGUACCUCGACAAGAGCAAGCAUCUCGGUGAGGUGAAUAUGCAGACGGUGGAGAAGGAGGAGAAGGAGGUGGAUCCGGACGAGGUGGAGAGGCAGAAGCGGAUCAAGGUCAUGCCGAUUUUGGAGCAGUGUUAUAAUUUGAUGGAUUUUGAGGCGGUGGCUAGGACGGUUAUGAAGAAGACGGCGUGGGCAUACUAUUCGAGCGGUGCGGACGAUGAAAUUACAAUGAGGGAAAACCACAGCGCGUUCCACAAGAUCUGGUUCCGACCCCGAAUCCUUCAGGACGUCGAGCACAUCGACUGCUCCACCACCAUGCUCGGAACAAAAGUCGACAUCCCCUUCUACGUAACGGCCACCGCACUCGGCAAGUUAGGUAACCCGGAAGGUGAAGUGGUCCUCACCCGCGCCGCGAAGAAGCACAACGUAAUUCAAAUGAUUCCGACCCUAGCCUCCUGCUCGUUUGACGAAAUCGUCGACGCCAAGCAAGGAGACCAAGUCCAAUGGCUGCAACUCUACGUCAACAAAAACCGCGACAUCACCAAGCGUAUCGUCGAGCACGCCGAGAAGCGCGGCUGCAAAGGCCUGUUCAUCACCGUCGACGCACCUCAACUCGGCCGGCGCGAGAAGGACAUGCGGUCGAAGUUCUCAGACGUUGGGUCGAAUGUGCAGAACACGGGUGGUGACUCGGUCGAUCGAUCUCAGGGUGCUGCACGCGCGAUUUCGUCAUUCAUCGAUCCGGCGUUGCAGUGGAGCGAUCUUCCCUGGUUCUUGUCCAUCACGAAGAUGCCCAUCAUCCUCAAGGGCGUGCAGCGCGUGGAAGAUGUCAUUCGCGCAGUGGCAGCCGGCGUGCACGGCGUGGUACUCUCCAACCACGGCGGUCGCCAGCUGGACUUUGCCAGAUCAGGAGUGGAAGUGCUCGCGGAGGUGAUGCCCGAGCUACGACGACUGGGUCUCGAGAACCGAAUCGAAGUCUACAUCGAUGGCGGAAUCCGACGAGCAACGGACAUCAUCAAGGCGCUAUGCUUGGGCGCCAAGGGCGUGGGCAUCGGCCGACCGUUCUUGUACGCCAUGUCCGCGUACGGCCAGGCGGGCGUGGAUCGUGCGAUGCAGUUGUUGAAGGACGAGAUGGAGAUGAAUAUGCGGUUGAUUGGGUGCAAUGAUGUGAGUCAAUUGGGACCGGAGUUCUUGGAUACGAGGGGUUUGAGCAUGCACACCACAUCUGUGGCGGCGGACACGUUGAGCUUGAAUGUGUAUGAUCCGUUGGUGGGACCGAAGAUUACGGCGAAGUUGUAG
Messenger RNA from Zymoseptoria tritici IPO323, 1660 nucleotides. RefSeq lists its product as uncharacterized. The record is from RefSeq and is a predicted model, not a curated record. Bases 146 to 1660 code for a protein of 504 amino acids. Gene Ontology annotation, molecular function: heme binding; L-lactate dehydrogenase (cytochrome) activity. NCBI's taxonomy places the organism in Eukaryota, Fungi, Ascomycota, Dothideomycetes, Mycosphaerellales, Mycosphaerellaceae. The transcript has 3 exons. Gene Ontology annotation, biological process: lactate metabolic process.